Messenger RNA from Chironomus riparius, 376 nucleotides. The record is from the annotation of a GenBank genome assembly. NCBI's taxonomy places the organism in Eukaryota, Metazoa, Arthropoda, Insecta, Diptera, Chironomidae.
UUAAGGCAUAGAAUCAUCAGUGAGUUGGAUCAAUCUAGGCUCAUUGCAUAAUUUUUUCAGUCAGUCGAUUCUUAAAAAUAAAUAAUUAAAUUCCAUUUGAAAUGGCUGGUGAAGGUGAAAAAUUGACUGGACUUUCCAAGCACUUUAAUGCUGUAACAUACACAGGACGUGCUAAUGUUGCAAAGGCUACAUAUGCAGUCAUGGGUCUUGUAAUCGCCUACAAUAUCCUUAAACCUAAGAAGCAAAAGUAAACUCGUUCUGAUUCUUAAAAUUUCAAUUUUUAAUUAAGUCUGAAAGUGUAAGGAUAAAAUCGUAAUAAAAAUGUGAACAGCCGUUAUAAAUAAAAAGCUAGUAAUACGCAUUAAUUAUAGUAGAA